AAAAAAAAAAGAGUGAGUGUCAUUCAAAGAACAGAAAAAUUCGAUUAAGGAUCAAAAUUAAGUGUGAGACGUCCAAAAACGUGUAAAAUCGUUAACGCGGAUACCAAUCUAUGGAAGUGCGUCAGAAAAGGAAUAGAAAAUAGUGAAUUCAUGGAAUUUUAGAAGAUUUUUCCAGAUCCAUUUCUUUCUUUUUUCAUUUUAUAAAAAAAAGAGUGACGAAGAGGGAGAUAGAAAAAAAAGUGCAAGAGAAAAUAUAUAAUAAGAAAGAAUAUAUAUAUAUAAUUCCAAGAAAGGGCAAUACAAAGAAGAAGAAGAAGAAAAAUAAAAAAAAUUAAUUUGUUGAAAUUUCAAAAAUAAAAAAAAAAUAGAAAUUGUGAAGAAAAAUCAAGUUUAGUGAAAAUAGUGCGAUAAAUAAAAGAAUCCACAAUGUCGUUAAUGUCAGAUACCAUGAUCGCGAAUAAAUAUCGCGUUAUAAGAAAGAUUGGAAGUGGAUCGUUUGGCGAUAUCUUCUUAGGGAUUAAUAUAACAAAUGGCGAGGAAGUAGCAUUAAAAGUCGAAAGUGCUAUGGCCCGUCAUCCACAAUUGCUGUAUGAGUACAAAUUAUACAAAGUACUGAACGGAGGAGUCGGAAUUCCUCACAUUAGAUGCUUUACACAGGAACGCAGCUACAAUAUACUUGUUAUGGAUUUGCUCGGUCCAUCAUUAGAAGAUUUAUUCAAUUUCUGUAGUCGUCAUUUCACAAUUAAAACAGUUCUCAUGCUUGUUGAUCAGAUGAUUGGUCGCUUAGAAUAUUUACACGUAAAAAAUUUCAUUCAUCGCGAUAUCAAACCAGAUAACUUUCUUAUGGGAAUCGGACGACACUGCAAUAAGCUAUUCAUUAUUGACUUCGGUCUUGCAAAGAAAUACCGUGAUUUCCGCACUCGCACACACAUUGUUUAUCGCGAGGACAAAAAUCUUACUGGAACAGCUCGAUACGCUUCUAUUAACGCUCAUUUGGGAAUUGAACAAUCCCGUCGUGAUGAUAUGGAAUCAUUAGGUUAUGUUAUGAUGUAUUUCAAUCGAGGAUCACUACCUUGGCAAGGAUUGAAAGCAACAAACAAGAAACAGAAAUAUGAGAAAAUAUCCGAAAAGAAAAUGUCAACACCCAUCGAAGUACUUUGUAAAGGUUUCCCAGCCGAAUUUGCAAUGUAUCUCAACUACUGUCGAAGCUUACGAUUCGAGGAGAGUCCCGAUUACAUGUACUUGCGGCAAUUAUUUAGAAUUUUAUUCAGAACACUUAAUCAUCAAUACGAUUACACGUUUGAUUGGACAAUGCUUAAACAGCGUUCAUUGCAGCAGCCAGGUGGAAUGGGAGCAAUUACAGGACAUCCAGGAGCAACAACAGGAAAUGACGACAGCGAUAGACGCAAUAAAGAGAAACAACCAAGUGAAACGGAACUAAAAUAAGAGAAUUAAAAAAAUGAAUGAAUUUUUUUGUGAAAAGGACACUCACAUACAUACACACACACACAACAAAAAUGCAUACAUACACGAAAAAAUAAAAAAAUAUUAAAAAUAUAAUAUGAAUAUUGGGAAGGUCCUUUUCAAAAUUGAUCAUCGACUUGAUUUUUAAAAAAUUUCAAGAACUUUUUUUGCGUAACAUUUGGUUCCAUAUUACAUUUCACUUUCAUCAAUUCUUUUUUAUUAUGAUACAUAUAGAGAUACAUAUUAUACGCCUAAUUUUUUUAUUUCAAAAAUUUUUUUUGAUGCUGUAAAUCACUUAGAA
Chironomus riparius is the source of this 1765-nucleotide messenger RNA. Lineage: Eukaryota; Metazoa; Arthropoda; Insecta; Diptera; Chironomidae. The record is from the annotation of a GenBank genome assembly.